Messenger RNA from Cuscuta campestris, 1752 nucleotides. Lineage: Eukaryota; Viridiplantae; Streptophyta; Magnoliopsida; Solanales; Convolvulaceae. The record is from the annotation of a GenBank genome assembly.
CAUUUCCCAGAAGCAAACCCUAAUCGUCUCCAUCUCCUCCUCAGCAAUGGCCACCGCCGCUGCUCGUCCUCUCGUUUCCGUUCAGCCCCUUGAAAAUGACAUGGCCACCGAUGGAUCCGCCGGCAACUCAGUCCCUCUGGCGAAUGUGAUGAAGGCCCCGAUCCGCCCCGACGUGGUCACCUUCGUCCACGCCAACGUCUCCAAAAAUUCCCGUCAGCCCUACGCCGUGUCGUCGAAGGCGGGCCACCAGACCUCCGCCGAGUCAUGGGGUACCGGCCGCGCCGUGUCCCGUAUCCCCCGUGUUCCUGGUGGCGGUACUCACCGUGCCGGACAGGGUGCGUUCGGGAACAUGUGUCGUGGUGGGAGAAUGUUCGCCCCCACCAAGAUCUGGCGCCGCUGGCACCGUAGGAUCCCUGUGAAUCAGAANCAAAAAUUCCCGUCAGCCCUACGCCGUGUCGUCGAAGGCGGGCCACCAGACCUCCGCCGAGUCAUGGGGUACCGGCCGCGCCGUGUCCCGUAUCCCCCGUGUUCCUGGUGGCGGUACUCACCGUGCCGGACAGGGUGCGUUCGGGAACAUGUGUCGUGGUGGGAGAAUGUUCGCCCCCACCAAGAUCUGGCGCCGCUGGCACCGUAGGAUCCCUGUGAAUCAGAAAAGGUACGCCACGGCUUCUGCCAUAGCUGCAUCCGCUGUUCCUUCCCUAGUUGCUGCUCGUGGACAUCGGAUUGAGACUGUGCCGGAGAUCCCUCUUGUGAUCUCUGAUUCCGCUGAGGGAAUUGAGAAGACAUCCAAUGCUAUUAAGAUUCUCAAGGAGAUUGGUGCGUAUGCUGAUGUGGAGAAGGCAAUAGAUAGUCAGGCCAUCCGCGCCGGAAAAGGUAAGAUGCGAAAUCGCCGCUACAUUUCUCGCAAGGGACCUUUGAUUGUUUAUGCUACUGAGGGCGCUAAGCUGGUAAGGGCCUUCCGAAACAUUCCCGGGGUAGAUAUCUGUCAUGUUAGCCGUCUGAACAUUCUUAAGCUUGCUCCCGGUGGCCAUCUUGGGCGUUUUAUAAUCUGGACGAGGUCUGCAUUUGAGAAACUGGAUGAGAUCUAUGGGUCAUUUGAUAAGCCAUCUCUGAUGAAGAAGGGUUAUGUCUUGCCAAGGCCAAAGAUGGCCAAUGCUGAUCUCGCUAGGAUCAUCAAUUCUGAUGAGGUGCAGUCUGUAGUGAGACCUACCAAGAAGGGAGUGAAGAGAGCUGUUCGCAAGAAGAAUCCAUUGAAGAACCUGAACGUGCUUCUCAAGCUCAAUCCUUAUGCUAAGACUGCCCGGAGGAUGGCCCUUCUUGCCGAAGCACAGCGUACCAAGGAAAAAUCUGAGAAGCUCUCCAAGACAAGAACUCCACUCUCAAAGGAGGAGGCUGCUAAGAUUAAGGCAGCAGGGAAGGCAUGGUACCAGACAAUGAUUUCGGACAGCGAUUACACAGAGUUUGACAACUUCUCAAAGUGGUUGGGUGCGUCUCAGUGAUUCCAAGCUUUUUGGACAUUUCACUCCCUGCUUAGAGUUUAAAUCUUUCUUACUCUUUUUUUUUGCAAUUUUGUGAUGGAGAGACAUGUUGUGGAGUUUGGGAAGGAAUGGCUCUGCAUUUCUUCCCAAAUCUCCAGUAAGUUAUUAAGACAAAACUGGUAUGGUGUUUUCCAUUUCUUAUUGCCUUGUGUUUAUCAUCAGAUGAUGAAUUGUGACAUUCUGUUUUCAUUCCAAGUUUCUAGUAGAUCAUUGG